This is a messenger RNA of Photinus pyralis (common eastern firefly), 1012 nucleotides long. Its product is annotated as odorant receptor 67a-like. Gene Ontology annotation, biological process: sensory perception of smell; detection of chemical stimulus involved in sensory perception of smell. Gene Ontology annotation, cellular component: plasma membrane. The record is from RefSeq and is a predicted model, not a curated record. Lineage: Eukaryota; Metazoa; Arthropoda; Insecta; Coleoptera; Lampyridae. Bases 185 to 1012 code for a protein of 275 amino acids. The transcript has 5 exons. Gene Ontology annotation, molecular function: odorant binding; olfactory receptor activity.
GCUAUUUCCAUGCAUAUUGUAUUUUUACACGUCAAUCGCAUUCUUUAGAAAGUGGGAUUUCGAUAGGGACAUUCCGUAUGUUCUCGGAUUCGCCUAUGCUUUGCCACAAAUUACUAUAGUGAGAUUGAGAAGAUCAACAUUCGCCUCCAUUAUUGAUUUACUGGAAUGUGUUGAUGUAUCGCAAAUGAACGAUGCUGCCAAAUUUCAAGAUUCUUUAAUAAAAAUUACGUCGAAGGUGGGGAACGUAGCAUGCCCUUUCGGAUCUGCAGCAAUUCCUCUGAUGGUCGUUCUAUGGUUUAUAUUUGGACAACACUCUGACAUGCCCUUCAAUACAUUACCGGCUUGGCUUAUAAAUUACAACUACUGGCUUUCGCUACUUCUUCAAGUAACAGUUUGUAGUGCCAUUUGUCAAGAAUACGUGGUAUUAGGAGCUACAAAAAUUUGCUUUCUAUUGCAGUUACGAAUGCAUUUCAAACACUUAAAGUCGAACGUCCAAAACAUACUGGAGGUUACAGAGGCUAAUGAAGAAAUUCCAUGGACUUAUUUGCAAAAGAAGUUAAAGCAUUUGAUCGACUAUCACUUUUCCAUUAUUAAAAUUGCUGAACAAGUGGAGACGUUGUUUAACAAAUGCGUGCUUACCGGUUUCAUAGUCUUAUCAGUGUUUAUUUGCAUUUCAAUGUAUGCAAUCCUAAGUAAUCCCUUAUUCGGCCCCGACUUUUGGAGAUUUAUUUUCUACAUUUUUAUGACUUUCAUGCCCUUUUUUGCAGAUUGCUUCUUCUCACAACAGGUCAUAACCGAAAGUGAAGAGUUGUUCAGUUCUUAUUGCGCAAUAGAUUUCGUUGGUACUGAUUUGAGAUUUCAAAAAGCGUUAUUGGUGCUUUUGGGCCAGGGGCAAAGAACCAUAGGCUUCACGAUUGGGAAGUUUGCUCCACUAUCGAUUAUUACAAUAGUUACUGUUUUGAAGACCGCAUUUUCCUAUCUAACGUUCUUACAAAACAUGAAGGGAAAGUGA